AUUGUACGUAAACUAAAACAAAACAAAAAACAAAACAAGGUUACAAUCAAAAUUAUUGUAAAGAUUUGCAAGCAUUUUAUUCUGUUGAGUGGUACAAUCACUCGAUUCUUCAUUUGUAUUCCUCGAUCAGUGAGUAUGGAUCCCAGAAUUCCUUCUCAAAAAGAAAUACGAGAUUGUCUUGGGUCGACAUUGGCUGAUGCUUUUUUUGAAUUGAGUAAUCCAGUUGUAAGAACAUUUGUGGGGGUUACUCCACCACUUCAGGGUCCGGACGAACACUUAUGGCAUUCACCAAGUGAUCAAUUGAUUAAUAAAAAUUGCCUGAAGACGCCAGUCACCAGUUCAAUCACCCAGGCAACUACUCAUCGAGGAGUCCUAGAAUUAGGAGAAAAGGCUUUGAGGCAGUACGACGUUGAGCUUGAGAGAAGAAUACGAGAAUCUUUGUUUGCGGAAAUGAAAAAUUUUCAUUUACUCCUUGAGGCUGAACAGCGGCACAUCACAAAAACUCGGAUUAAAAAAAUUGAGGAUGAAUGUACAUCACGAAUUAAUAAUCUGACGAAAGAUUAUGAUAAGAAAUUAGAGGAAGCUUUGGACGACGUUAUAACUCGAUACAAUAAAAUAUUGCAAAAAGCUGUGGUGCAGACGCGAAUGAACGUGACACUUGAAAUGAUGAAGAAGAUGAGGGAAGAAGUGGAAUUUAUUGUCACCGAUUUGAACGCAGAUUACGACAGGAGAUGUUCCAUACAGCGAGAAAAUAUGAUUGCUGAUUUCAAUGUUAUAAUUCGGAAAGAGCGAGCCAAAAUGAGAGACACCUUCGACGAAUGGCAGAGGAAAAAACUUGAGGAUUUAGAGAUAGCUCAGACGAAAAUGGCAAAUGAAUUCGAAGAGAAAGCAGUAAAACUCAUUCGGUGUGAGCGAUUCAUUUGUGAUAACGAAAAACGCAAGAUUCAAGAGAAUUUCCAGGUAUAAUCCUUUAAUUAUCAUUACUACUCCAGGAUUAUCAAUAAUAAAAUAUUAUUUGUGUAUUUAUAGAAAAUCGUUGAGUCGCUGCAGCAAUCAUUAGAAAAGGCAAACGAUGAGAUUGCAAACGCGAAAGAAACACCAGUCGUCAUUAUUCCCCCGGACGAUUCCAUGUGGAAAUUUAAAAUAAGACAUAUCCUAGAGGAAUUCCAAAAAUUCAUCAAUUUUGUUCUCAAAACUUCGCCAGAUCAGUCCAGCAUUUUACUCCCACGAGAGUCCUUAUUACGAUUUCCAGGUGAUGAUGAAGAUUAAGUAUUCUAUUCCACAAUUCGAAAUUUAUGAAGACAAUU
Molecule: messenger RNA, 1307 nt
Organism: Fopius arisanus
Lineage: Eukaryota; Metazoa; Arthropoda; Insecta; Hymenoptera; Braconidae
Exons: 4
Coding region: 136-966 (276 amino acids)
Source: RefSeq, a predicted model, not a curated record